CCAGUUUUUUUCCUCUCUCUCUCUCUCUCAAAUCUUCAUUACCUAUACCUAUCUUCCCUUCACCAACGCCAGCUCCUCCCCCCACCUGCUUCACCGCCGUCCACCCUCUACCUCCGACCACCUUCCACAACCGAUCCCCUCUCCGGAUCCUCUCCCUGUCCACCUCCCUCUCCCUCUCUCCCUCUCUCUCUCCCCACCUCCCUCUCUCCCCAAUCACACUCUCUCUCUAAAAUCUCCCCAAAUCGUAAACAUCAAACCCACCGACGCCCUCCGGCGCCGAGCAAACAGCUCGAGGCCUUGAAUUCAACGCACCAAAGGUAAAUCACUUAUCCCAGGUUAAAAUAAUAGGAACUACAGAUUAGGGUUUUUGCUAAACAAUCCUUGGAACUUGGGUUUCGGUGACGGCGGUGACUUCUCUCAAAGCCACCGAAAAGGUUUUUACUUUCACCGAAACUUUGAACUUUGCAGUGGGACCAAAGUAGUGAGGUGUUGAGGUGGGGAUCUUUGUUGCUGGAUUCACGCUUAUCACCUACUAGAGAAGUGUUCAUGAAUGCAUGUUUUGGUUAUGUCAGAGUAGAAUGCGAUUGGGGCUUCAAAUGAUUGGAUCUCCAAUACAAUUAAUUAUUGACUGCAUUUAUUUCUGUUAUGUGAUUUUUGCAUAAGAAAAAUUAGCUACCGAAACUGUGGUUGUACUAUCUAUGACCGGCAACGAAGUUGGAGACAGGGUUCACAAUUUCUUUGCUCAAGACAACUUGUCUGAGGGCCAACAUCACUCACAGGUUGUUGACGGAAGUUGGCAGGUGGUAGGUAACAAUCCAUGGGUUGGAAGCAAUCGACAUAUUGGUUUACCAAGUUCCAAUUCAAAAAAUUAUCCACAGCAACCAGAUACUGAGAGAGGACAUAGCGGUUAUUCUUUCCCAGUGUCACAUGGCUUGAACCUUACACCAUCUACUCAAAGCCAACAGCCAAAUUCGAAUGGCUAUAUGUAUGGACGUCAGAUUUUGCAGACGAGGCAGAAUGAAGCAAACUUUUUGGGAGUGGAUACAGAAUCUGAUUGCAAUAACAUAACAUCAAGAGGCUUAUCCACCUAUAGUUCACUACAGAGGAAUGGUCCUGAAGGUUAUACAACUGCGAUUAGGUCGGAAUCAUCUGAAUCUCCUGUUAGUUUUGACUUUUUUGGUAGCGAGCAACAGAUGAGCGGCAAGCCAACAGGCAUGCUGCAAUCCUUGCCACAGCAACAGUUUGGGUAUGACGAAAUGCAACUGAUGCAACAGCAGGUUAUGAUGAGGAAAAUGCACGAGUUUCAAAGGCAGCAACAGAUUCAGCAAAUAGAAGCAAGACAACAGAAUUCAAUAAAUCAGAUCCCUUUCAUUACUAAGCAGGCUUCUGACAGCCAUUCACCUGCUGUAAUCAAUGGCACUCCCAUUUCUUCUAUUAUGGAUGGAUCAAAUUAUUCUCGGGCUACUGAGCCUUCUGCAGGUAACACAAACUGGCUGCAGCGUGGUACUCCGACUAUUCAAGGACCUUCCAACGGAUUUAAAUUUUCCCUUGAGCAAGGCCAGGCACUGAACCUAAAGGGUUUGGUUACUCAACAAGUUGAUCAAUCUCUAUAUGGGGUUCCUAUUUCUAAUACAAGAGGUACUUCACACGAAUAUUCUCAUAUGCCACCAGACAAGUCUACUAUCCAGCAAUCGGCCAUGUAUAAGAAUAUACUUCCGGAUAAUCAAUAUACAGGAUUCCCAGAUCAGGUAAGCAUGCAGGAUGGAUCUUUGGUUUAUAGACAGGGUUUUCACGGUGAAAAUAUGUUUGGUCAUGGCUCUGGUCAAGGUCCCAGUAUUGGGAUGAAUUUUGAGAACCUCCAGAAAGUAAAUUCCCUGCAAAUAAAUGCACCUUCGCAGGAGUUCCAUGGGAAGCAGGAGCUAGCUGGUCCAUCAGAAACAUUGCAGGAAAGAAGAGUAAUGCAGGAAUCUUCUUCACAAAAUGUAGUUGCCCUAGAUCCAACUGAAGAAAAGAUUUUGUUUGGGGAUGAUAAUAUAUGGGAUGCCUUUGGAAGUAAUGGCAACGUUGAGGCAGGAGAUUUUAAUAUGUUGAAUCCUGCAGGAUCUUUGAAUGGAUUUCCUUCUUUACAAAGUGGGACUUGGAGUGCUCUUAUGCAGUCUGCUGUCGCUGAAACUUCGAGCAAUGACAUAGGGCUUCAGGAAGAGUGGACUGGUCUGAGUUUUCAGAAUACUGAAGUACGGGUGGGGAAUCGUCAGUCUUUGGCAUUUGAAAACAACCCAAAACAGGAAAGAAUUUUGGCUGACAACAACUUCGACGUUGCUUCAGCAUUGAGUUCAGGAUCUGUUCCCCUCUCCAAUGAUGUCAAGGCAAAUGAUAGGCAUCGGGGUGCCCCAGGAUUUCAUCAACCUGGACAGAAACUUUCAUACGAUCAUGAUGAGAGGUUGCAGAUGGAUUCUACUCCCAGAUCCAUUCAUCAGUCCGCGGAAGAAAGGAGUAAGUGGUUAAGCCAUGGUCCUCUACGACAGCCAUCUUCCGAAAGGAAUCAGAUUUAUGGAUAUGCCACUCAUUCUUUAGAUGGACAAACAACAGAGAGCACUUCAGGACAUUGGGCUCCUCAACAGAGUGUUUCCUUUCAUAACUCUGGCCAAACACAUGAUGAACCCAAUUUUCGUGGUGUUGGUGAGUCUGAUCCGACUUUGAAAAGUCAUGAGAAUGAAAACAAAGUACCCCGUCAGUUAGAGGAAAUUAGUCAUGGGGGUCUUAUUAGGAAAGCUGAUUCUGGUCCAAAUUCAGUUUUUGGAUUUGAACAUUUUAAGUCUUCCAUGGGAAGUCCACAGGUGACUCGCGGGGACUAUAAUUUGAAUAACAUGGCCGAGAUACCACAUUCUACCAAUGCAAGGGCCAGCCAGGACACUGACCAACUGCUUCCCCAAAGUCAUCACCUCAAUUAUCAUGCUAAUUCUUCAAUUCAAAGAAGUGAAAGUUCAGGGAAACCCCAGCGUGAUUUGAACAAGGGACCUCUGGUUUUGUCGUCCAUAGACAGCUCUGAUAACAAUGCUGUUAAAAUGCAUGAAUCGGAGAACUAUGAUAGGAAAGGGGAUUCUAGCGACAGCCAUCCCACAAGCUUACCCCAGCACACCACUACUGGUGGUUUACCUGGAGGCAAGCAAAAGUCAUCUGGCCGAAAAGCUCCUGGUCCUCGCAAAUUUCAAUACCAUCCAAUGGGAAACUUGGAUGAAGAUUUAGCACCUUCUUAUGGAGUAAAAGAAGCUACCCAUUCACAGGUCAUGUCCCAGCAGAUUCCUCGAGCAUCAUUCAAUCAUAACCAAGGGUAUUUUGGGCAGUCCAAUUUUUUUGGUCAAUUCCCUAAGGCUUCUACCAAAGUGGAACAGGGGCAUUCACCUGAUCUUGAAGGGAAGAGAAGGGGAAGUGAUGAGGUACCUCCCAGAGGCACUUUUCCAGCCUUCUCACCUAGUACUUCUGCUCCUUUAGACAGAUCUGGUGGCUUAUCUGCACCAAAUAAGGCUACUCAAUCAAGUCAAAAUAUGCUUGAGCUUCUCCACAAGGUGGAUCAUCCCCAGGAACAUGCCAAUUCUGAUGGAUCCGUGGGUCAUCUUUGGCGAAACCAGUCGUCCACUUCUCAGGGUUUUAAUUUAGAACUCGCACCUCCAUCACAACGGUUGCCUGUCCAAAACCAUGCAUUGGCUCCUCAGGGCUCCAAUCAGGCAGACUGUUCUUUCAGUUCGAAUCGCACCUCUCCUGAGAGAAGAGCCAAGGGUCAUGCACGGCAGCCUUCCUCAUCUGAAGUACAGCCUUUGCCCUCUUCCCAUGGAACUUCUCAACAAGAAUCCAAGACUAAUUUUAUUGGUUUUCAAGGCCAGAAUGGCAAUGAAGCCUCACAUUAUAGUACGGGGGGGAACGGCUCUUCAGCAUUGACCUCUGGUCUUCCUCAAUCAAGAAGUCGGCUUCAAAAUCAACAAAUGAUGGGUUCAAGUGGAAAGUUGGCAACAAAUCAAACCCAUGGUGUAAGUUUUGAUCGAGAUUCUUUCCAUUUUCAACAAACUGACGACGGUACCACUAGAACUCUUACCAGUCAGUCUAUGCAAGCAUCAUUGCCUCACGCCGCUGGUAUCACUCCAAAUGAUAGCACACAUUCUCAUGAAAGAGUCUCUGCUCCACAAAUUUCCAUAGGGCGGGCUCCGCCAUCCUCCCAGCCUUUUAUUGCAUCUGGCAUUUCUCAACAGAAGGGCUUUCAAAAAUUGGUGCCCAAUGAAUGGACUAAUGUUUCUGGCCAGCAUCAUUCGUUUGGUGUCCAAACUCAAAAGGUUCCUCAGAGUACUUUGCAAUCCAGUCAAUCAAACUAUAAUGUUGUACCAACUCAAUUAACUCAGCAGGAUCAAGAGGAUCAAAAUGCUGAAGUGGGAGGGAAUUACCCAUAUGGCGACACUGACUUGGCUGAAAAGAUGAAUGUAUCCCAAGGAAUAGAAUCUGUUGUCAAGAACCCAUCUGAGGCAUUUCCUUCGAAUUCUACUUCCACUAUCAGAGAUAUCGAAGCUUUUGGCCGUUCUUUAAAACCAAAUAAUCUUCAGCAUCAAAGUUACUCCUUACUGCAUCAAAUGCAGGCCAUGAAAAGUACAGAUAUUGAUCCAAGUAAUAGGGUCAUGAAGAGUACAGAGAUUGAUCCUAGUAAUAGGGGGUUGAAGAAAUUGAAAGGAGGAGAUGAUGGUUCGGGCAGUCAGAUAGCUCCUGAGGUCGGGCAGUCAAGUGAGCUCAAUGUUAUGGUUGGAGAUCCGUUUGUCCAUCGUAGUGCAGUUCCAUCUGGGGACUCUAGAAUGCUAAGUUUUUCGGGGCCAGUAGACAGUCAGGAAAGAAAUGCUUCUUCUCAACUUAGAAAUACAACUUCUCAGGGUGUGCUUGCCUCUGCGCAAAAGGAUUCUGAUAGUUACUCUGCUACUAACAAUCCUACUUCUGUUAGAGUUGAGCAUUCUCAGAUUAGUCCCCAGAUGGCACCCUCCUGGUUUAAUCGGUUUGGAACCUUUAAAAACGGACAGAUGUUGUCAAUGUUCGAUGCACAAAAAAAUGCCACUGUAAAUACAGUGGAACACCUGUACAUACCCUCGAAGGCUACAGAUACUUUGUGUGAACAUAAGCCGUCAGAGCAAUUAAAUGCUACUGCUGAUUCGAAUCAGAUAGAUAAUAUAUGGCAGAGGUCAAACUCCACUUCUGUACCAAUGGAACAUUUUUCUUCCCCCCAGUCAGUGGCCCUGGAUGUUGCUGAUCAAUGUUUGGUUGUUGUGAGACCAAAGAAGCGGAAGGAUGCCACAUCAGAGCAUCUUCCUUGGCAUAAAGAGGUGGUACAAGGUUCACAAAGUCUUCUGUCUAUAAGCAUGGCAGAAGUUGAAUGGUCCCAGUCAGCAAACCGGCUAAUUGACAAGGUGGGAGAUGAAGCAGAAACGAUUGACGAUCGACUGCACAAGCUUAGACCUAAGAGACGGCUUAUCUUGUCAACACAGCUAAUGCAGCAAUUGUUCUGCCCUCCCCCUUUAGCUGUUCUCUCUGCAGAUGCUAGUUCAUCUUAUGAGACAGUGGCUUACCUGGUUGCUAGACUGGCUCUAAGGGAUGCAUGCAGCGUAAUCCCUUGCUCAGGAAGUGAUUCCUUUGUGCCGGUUGACAGUGGAAAUCUCUUGUCUGAUGAGCGUAAAACAUCCGAGAGAUCUGAUGAUCAGCAUCUUUCGAAAGUUAUGGAAGACUUUAUCGGUAGAGCAAAAAAUCUAGAGAAAGAUUUUAUCAGGUUGGAAAAGGGAGCAUCACUUGUAGACUUAAGAAUUGAAUGCCAAGAUCUGGAGAAGAUGUCUGUCAUCAAUCGGUUUGCUAAAUUCCAUGGUCGUGGGCAAGUUGAUGGGGCCGAGACCUCGUCGUCCUCUGAUGCUGGUGCUGCAAAUGGUCAAAGACCCGUCCCCCAGAGAUAUGUUACUGCUGUUCCAUUGCCUAGGAAUCUCCCUGAUAGGGUACAAUGUCAUUCACUUUGAUCAUUAAUUAAUUUAUUUGCCUCAUUUUUCUGUCGACUUUCUCGCUUCUCUCCGCCGCUUCUAUGAUCCAUUUUCUUGCUUAGUUACUGUAUGUGCUUUUACUGGCACCAAUACCGUAGAACCAACACAAAUGGAAGUGCAGAUGAAGAUUGGGCUCUAGAUUGUCUCCUGUAAAGGAAUGGAGGCUGUUUGAUAUUUUUCCAUCUAGUCCAUUUGAUGUCAUUUUUCAGAAAUAUAAGAUAAAAAGCCCCCUUUGUACAUCUCUGAAAUGUGAAAGAUAGUUUUGGGUGCCCCUUCAAUAUUGAGGAAAAUGGGGAGAAUAUGAGUGCAGCGGCUGCAGCCUGGAUAGGCUGAUAUGCCGAAGACUUUUUACCUGUAGUUGGAAACUCUCUCUUGUGGUAUAUUAGCUCUGUAUUUACUGA
Rhododendron vialii is the source of this 6451-nucleotide messenger RNA. RefSeq lists its product as uncharacterized. Bases 699 to 6029 code for a protein of 1776 amino acids. Lineage: Eukaryota; Viridiplantae; Streptophyta; Magnoliopsida; Ericales; Ericaceae. The transcript is spliced from 9 exons. The record is from RefSeq and is a predicted model, not a curated record.